GUGACAGCGGCGGCGGCGGCGGCGCCUCGGGCUGGACCCAAUGGAGCUGGAGAAUAUCGUGGCCAACACGGUGCUGCUCAAGGCGCGCGAGGAGCGGGACUACCACACUUUGUGUGAUAAACUGCCGAUUGGACGUCUGCUGUUCCGGCAGUUUUGUGACACACGAGUAGAACUCAUGCGCUGUGUCAAGUUCCUGGAUGCUGUGGUCGAGUAUGAAGUAGCCCCGGAUGAGAAACGGAAAGAAUGUGGGAAACACCUAAUUGAAGUAUAUUUGAAUCCUAAGAGUGCGGACCACGUCCCUGAAGUGCCCUUGGAGCUAGUGAAUCUGUGUUCUGAGCAACUGGAACAGGAACCAAGUGAAGAACUCUUCAAGGAAUCUACCAAGCUCAUCCAUGACUACCUUAGUGUGGCACCUUUCGCAGAUUAUCUUGACAGCAUUUAUUUCAACCGCUUCCUGCAGUGGAAGUAUCUGGAAAGGCGGCAUGUAACCAAGAACACUUUCCGUCAAUACCGUGUGCUGGGGAAGGGAGGCUUUGGAGAGGUUUGUGCUUGCCAGGUGCGGGCCACCGGAAAGAUGUACGCCUGCAAGAAGCUUGAGAAAAAGCGGAUAAAAAAGCGGAAAGGGGAAGCCAUGGCCUUAAAUGAGAAGCAGAUACUGGAGAAAGUGAACAGUAGGUUUGUAGUGAGUUUGGCCUAUGCCUAUGAAACAAAAGAUGCUCUCUGCUUGGUUCUGACUCUCAUGAAUGGUGGAGACUUGAAGUUUCACAUCUACCACAUGGGGGAAGCAGGAUUUGAAGAGCCACGGGCUGUUUUCUACGCGGCUGAAAUCUGCUGUGGCUUGGAAGACCUCCACCGAGAGAGGAUAGUUUACAGGGACUUGAAGCCAGAGAAUAUUCUACUGGAUGACCAUGGUCACAUCCGCAUUUCUGACCUGGGACUAGCUGUUCACGUUCCGGAAGGACAGACAAUAAAAGGCCGGGUUGGAACUGUUGGCUAUAUGGCUCCUGAAGUUGUGAAGAAUGAACGGUACACAUUCAGCCCAGAUUGGUGGGCUUUCGGAUGCCUGCUCUAUGAGAUGAUUGAGGGCCAGUCUCCAUUCCAACAGCGCAGGAAAAAGAUCAAGCGUGAAGAAGUGGAACGUCUGGUGAAGGAAGUCCAGGAAGAGUAUUCUGAGAAGUUCUCACCUGCCUCCCGCUCCCUGUGUUCCAUGCUCUUGUGCAAAGACCCCUUGGAACGGCUGGGGUGUGGAGGGUCUGGUGCUCAAGAGGUGAAAGACCACCCUCUGUUUAAACAUCUGAAUUUCAAGCGAUUGGAAGCUGGGAUGCUGGACCCACCUUUUAAACCUGAUCCCCAAGCUAUUUAUUGUAAAGAUGUCUUGGAUAUUGAGCAGUUUUCCACAGUCAAAGGGGUAGAGCUAGAACCAACGGACCAUGAUUUUUAUCAUAAAUUUGCAACAGGAAGUGUCCCUAUUCCCUGGCAAAAUGAGAUGAUAGAUACAGAAUGUUUCAAAGAGCUGAAUGUUUUUGGCCCAGAUGGCAUCAUACCUCCUGAUCUGGACUGGAAAGUGCAGCAGCCUCCCCUUCCCAAAAAGGGUCUGCUCCAGCGUCUCUUCAGCCGACAGGACUGUUGCGGGAACUGCAGUGAAAGUGAUGAGGAACCAACUCGCUUAUGAGCUGACUCAGAAAAGAAGGCCCUCGCUUUCAGUCG
This is a messenger RNA of Thamnophis sirtalis, 1707 nucleotides long. The record is from RefSeq and is a predicted model, not a curated record. Lineage: Eukaryota; Metazoa; Chordata; Lepidosauria; Squamata; Natricidae.